ACUCUGGACCAAACUCAAGUCCUCAGACUUAGUGCUAGCCUUCUGAAUUCUUUCUGCAGCAAUGGAGGUUUGAGUUUCUUAUUGAUAGUCUGUAUAGUGUUGCCUAGAAAGUAGAGAUGCACGGCAUAGCUCUGGAGGCCAGGAAAUCUGGAUUGUCUAUGGUACUUUUACUGUGAAGCUCUUAGAAAAAUAGUUCCCAGGUGAUUUUUCGAGUGUCUCAUUGGCCUAGAACGUGACCAAGUGUGCUAGGCUGACUGGCCAGCAAGACACAGGGAUCCACAGGCCCACCCUUCCUAGCCUAGGACUGAAAGUGUGCUGCCACACCUGUGGUAAACCCAGAUCUUUACAACAGCUCUCUUCCUACCCCUUUGAAUCUUGGCUUUGGAGGGUUCUAGACUUGGCCAAGAUGGUGACAAUCAGGCUGAAGAGAUGCAGAUGGCAGUGUCCACCUGUGGUAGAGUUUGCUGGCACAGCUGUUGUAUCCUGGGACUGGGAAGGGCUUGGCUGUCGUUCAUGUCAUCUUUGAAGGCUUCCUCCUGUGUUAAGGAGUCCACAGUGGAGGUAGGGAGGCCGGAGUGGCUGGAGGAGGACCAUCUUCAAAUGUUAGUCUUGCUACAUAGUUGGUGACCAUCAAAGCCGCAUGCUUAUGGCCUGACGUCAGCAUCCCAUGGUCCUCCGAACACGCUGUGCUUUUGUUUUUUAUUGCUGUUUGCUUGUUAGUUGCCUGCUCCUAAGCCAAGAUAUCAGGCAGUUAAAAUAUAUUUCUUGGUUGAAACUCAGAAUUUGCCUUAAAGGUCACUACUCUGUCUUCCCAUGUUGUUGCAAAUUUGUGCCUUGUUUUCCUGAUAAAGGCUCUGGAUCCUUUCUUCCUGAGCAUUUCCUUGCACUUGCAUUUUUCGGUAUGUAUUUAGUGUAAAAGGUGCUUCCAGCUGACAGGGCAGCUCACUGGUGCCCUGUGCCCACUGCAGUCACUACCCUCGUUUAUCCGCAUUACCAUUUUAGUUUUGCUUUAAUUACUUUUGUUUUUUAAGUUGACUUGUGAAAUAUCGAGUAGUUAGUUAGCAAAUAAUUUAAAAAUAGCUGUUUACCAUCUAGGCUGAGGGCACAAUGUUGUUCAAAAAGCUUAAUGUUUAAAGUGAGGUUUACUAAUUAAUUUGCUUUGUCUUGUUUUUUAGGGAUGAUUUUUAAUUGGCUGUAGAAAUAAGUGAUUUAUAAGUUGUAUCUUUGUGCAGAUACCAAUAUACAUGGGUUUCUUAGGUAGUGUUUCCUUGUCCUCAGUUCACCUGGAAUGUUUAUAUGUGCUGCUACUUGAUAUGAUAUUUUGUUCUGACUUUGUUUUUACAUGAUAAAGAGACAGAACAAUUAUUGAAACCCUUUAUUUGACAAUACUGUUAGAACUAGAGUGGGUUGUGGGAUAGAGUAGACUCUUAGAUUAGAAAGUUGGACUUUCUUUUUUGAGUUGGUUAUGAGUUUUUUGUUGGCUAGCUUUUUUACCCAGGGGUGUAGGGGAGGGCACUGUUUGUUUUUGUUUUUGAGCCAAGGUCUCACUUUAUAGGCCAGGCUUGGAAUUCACUGUGUAGCACAGGCUGGCCAUGAACUCAGAUGGCCAUCUUGCCUUCUCCUCCCAAGUGCUGAGAUUAUAAUUAUGAGCCUCCGCUCGUGACUGUGUGGAAGGGACUUUCCAUGUCCUGUGAUGGGACGUGCUGCAGCACUUGAUCCUGGUCCUGCAGAGUUAAAGCUUGAAGACGGUGGCCACGCUGAGCGCAGCCCAGAGCAAAGGUGAAGCAGUGUUCAUUAACAGGCGGCUGGACGUGUCGGCUCUUUCAGUGCUUUGUUUUGCCGAGUGUUGACACAGUGGGGACAAUGGGACUUUGAAAAUGGCCCUUGAGCUAUGCUAGGUCUAUAAUGGGAAGUGUCACAGUUCGGUAUUUCUGUUACGGGUGCCUCUUUACAUCUGCUACCUGGACAGUUCUGCUUUUCAUUUAUUUCAACUUCAGUGAAGUGACUCAGCCCCUUAAGAAUGUGCCCAUCAAGGGGUCUGGCCCCCAUGGACCAUUUCCCAAAAAAUUCUACCCACGUUUUACUCGAAGUCCAGGUCGAGUAUUAGAUCCGCAGUUUAAAGCAAACAGAAUGGACGAUUUGAUGAAUAACCACAUCGAAGAUAAUGGCCUCUCAAAAUCUUCCUCCGAGCUGGGUAUGAUUUUCAAUGAACGUGAUCAGGAAUUGAGAGACCUGGGCUACCAGAAACAUGCCUUUAAUAUGCUUAUUAGUAACCGCUUGGGAUACCACAGAGAUGUGCCAGACACCAGGAAUGCUGAGUGUAGAGGAAAGUCCUACCCAACUGAUCUGCCAACUGCUAGUGUUGUUAUCUGUUUCUACAACGAAGCCUUCUCGGCCUUGCUGCGGACUGUGCACAGUGUUGUGGACCGCACGCCAGCACACCUUCUGCAUGAGAUCAUCCUUGUCGAUGACAACAGUGACUUUGAUGAUUUAAAAGGAGAGCUAGAUGAAUACAUCCAAAGAUACCUGCCUGCAAAAGUCAAGGUCAUAAGAAAUAGGAAACGUGAGGGACUGAUCCGAGGAAGAAUGAUCGGAGCAGCCCAUGCUACAGGAGAAGUCCUCGUGUUCCUAGACAGCCACUGUGAGGUCAACGUGAUGUGGUUGCAGCCCUUGCUGGCCAUCAUCCUUGAGGAUCCACACACUGUGGUGUGCCCCGUGAUUGACAUCAUCAGCGCUGACACACUGGCCUACAGCUCAUCCCCAGUGGUACGGGGUGGUUUCAACUGGGGACUGCACUUCAAGUGGGAUUUAGUUCCUGUGUCCGAGCUGGGAGGAGCUGACGGGGCCACUGCACCAAUAAGGUCACCUACAAUGGCUGGAGGAUUGUUUGCAAUGAAUAGACAGUAUUUCAAUGAUCUUGGACAGUAUGACAGUGGCAUGGAUAUCUGGGGAGGAGAAAAUCUGGAAAUCUCAUUUCGGAUCUGGAUGUGUGGCGGAAAGCUCUUCAUCAUCCCUUGCUCAAGAGUAGGACACAUUUUCCGAAAAAGGCGGCCAUACGGAUCUCCUGAAGGCCAGGACACCAUGACACACAACUCCCUGAGGCUGGCCCAUGUCUGGUUGGAUGAGUACAAGGAGCAGUAUUUUUCCUUAAGACCUGAUUUGAAGACCAAGAGCUUCGGAAAUAUCAGUGAGCGUGUUGAAUUGAGGAAGAAAUUGGGCUGUCAAUCAUUCAAGUGGUAUUUGGACAAUAUUUACCCUGAGAUGCAGCUACCUGGCCCGAACGCCAAACCUCAGCAGCCCAUCUUCAUCAACAGAGGGCCCAAGCGCCCCAGGGUCCUUCUGCGUGGACGGCUCUACCAUUUGCAGACCAACAAAUGUCUGGUAGCUCAGGGCCGCUCUAGCCAGAAAGGAGGCCUGGUGCUGCUGAAGGCCUGUGAUUACAGAGACCCAACUCAGAUCUGGAUUUACAAUGAAGAGCAUGAAUUGAUUUUAAACAACCUCCUUUGCCUCGACAUGUCAGAAACCCGCUCUUCAGACCCACCUCGACUCAUGAAGUGCCAUGGGUCAGGAGGAUCUCAGCAGUGGACCUUUGGGGUCCUUUUUUUCUUGCCUUUUUUUCCCCAGAAGAACAAUCGGCUGUAUCAAGUGUCUGUGGGACAGUGCCUGAGAGUGGUGGACCUGACGGAUCAGAAGGGCUCUGUUGGCAUGGCAAUAUGUGAUGGCUCUGCCUCCCAACAGUGGCGCCUAGAAGGUUAAGAUGGACCCUGGCUGGAGAUAACAUAAUUCACCAGGUUUUAUCACACCUGCCAUAAAUCAUGGUGCUUUAUGAAGGAUGCUGCUGACCCCAACAGACAAGACCCCUGGUGGAAGGUGACCAUCACAGGAGCAGAAGGUGCUUCACUGGGACUUGGGUUAUUUCUGAGCUGCUGCUAAGGCAUUCUUGUUUAUCCAGGGAAAACAGAAAAUAAUAAUUCUAAAAAGUUGGGUCUAUUAGUACAAACCCAGGAAGCAGACAUUUCUAUUUAUUUAUGCUUCUCUUGGAGAUGGAAUGGUUUCUGUCUAACCAGGAACUUGUCACAGUUUCCUUUCAUAGAGGACUUCAUAGGAGACUUUUUCCUACUCUCAUUUGUUUAAUGUUCCUAAUAGAUUUUAAAACUAGUUGAAUGCAUAUUACUUUUAGCUUCAGAAGGUAUCAUGUAUAUUUCAGAGGCAUUUAACUAUUAUAAAUUAUUUUGAUGACUUAAUAGGCUGUCUACAUUAAAUAAAGGAUCUUUUUGAUCAUUUGACUAGGA
Messenger RNA from Peromyscus maniculatus bairdii (prairie deer mouse), 4292 nucleotides. It is a transcript of the gene Galnt11, whose product is annotated as polypeptide N-acetylgalactosaminyltransferase 11. Lineage: Eukaryota; Metazoa; Chordata; Mammalia; Rodentia; Cricetidae. Gene Ontology annotation, cellular component: Golgi apparatus. Gene Ontology annotation, molecular function: polypeptide N-acetylgalactosaminyltransferase activity; Notch binding. The record is from RefSeq and is a predicted model, not a curated record. Gene Ontology annotation, biological process: protein O-linked glycosylation; regulation of Notch signaling pathway.